Acanthochromis polyacanthus (spiny chromis) is the source of this 2443-nucleotide messenger RNA. It is a transcript of the gene rbpjl, whose product is annotated as recombination signal binding protein for immunoglobulin kappa J region-like. The record is from RefSeq and is a predicted model, not a curated record. Gene Ontology annotation, biological process: regulation of transcription by RNA polymerase II. Gene Ontology annotation, cellular component: nucleus. Gene Ontology annotation, molecular function: RNA polymerase II cis-regulatory region sequence-specific DNA binding; DNA-binding transcription activator activity, RNA polymerase II-specific. NCBI's taxonomy places the organism in Eukaryota, Metazoa, Chordata, Actinopteri, Pomacentridae. The transcript has 12 exons. Bases 1 to 1638 code for a protein of 545 amino acids.
AUGGAUGAGUUAGACAUUGAAGAAGAUGGCAGAAAAGAAACAUCAGUGCCCCAGCCAGGCUUCUUCCAGGCGGACACCGCUCUUUUGUACCCCCCUCCUCCGUCCCCAGACCCGGUCAGUCCGCUCACUCACCUGGGGACGCUGCUGCCCGGACACGACGCACCGAGGACCGGCGGAUGGGACAGGAGGCUGAACCCAGCGUUUCAGGGCUGUCAGUUACUGGGAACAGCAAAGGAAACUGAAAGAGAAGCCCACGCAGACCAGAGCAUCCUCAUCCUGCAUGCCAAAGUAGCUCAGAAGUCCUACGGCAAUGAGAAAAGGUUCUUUUGCCCUCCUCCUUGUGUUUUCAUCAGCGGUCGUGGCUGGAGAGUCAUGCAGGACCAUUUGAAAGCGGCUGGUUAUGGAGACUCUGUGUAUCGGGUGUGUGGCUACAUGUGUCUGGACAGCUCCAGUCAGUCCCAGGCGGACACAUUCAAACUGGUCUUUGAUGAACAGCCAAACUCCAGGCAGAUGUUUGCUUGUGCCAAGUCGCUGUUCAUCUCUGAUCAGGACAAGAGGAAACACUUCUGCCUGCUGCUGCGACUCUUUCUGGGCAACAGACAGGAGCUCGGUUCUUUCCAGAGCAAGAUGAUCAAAGUCAUCUCCAAACCCUCCCAGAAGAGACAGUCCAUGAAGAACGCUGACCUGUGCAUCUCGUCGUGCUCCAGGGUAGCUUUGUUCAACCGUUUACGCUCCCAGACAGUCAGCACUCGCUACCUCUCCGUGGACAGAGGAGCUUUCAUAGCCAGCGCCAGACAGUGGACGGCCUUCACCAUCACCAUGGUGGAUGGCCAGCGUGCUGAGCAAGCGGGGUUUGUGCUGAGCGAAGGCUUCAUCUGCUACGGUUGUGUGGUCCAGUUAGUGUGUGCUGAGUCUGGAGUAGCUCUGCCUCCCAUGGUGAUUCGGAAGGUUAACAAGCAGCACGCCAUCUUAGAUGUGGAUGAACCUGUUUCUCAGCUCCACAAAUGUGCCUUUCAGUUCAGAGACAAUCCUCAUGCCUAUCUGUGCCUAUCUAAUGACGCCAUCAUACAGCACCUGGCUCCAUCUAGUGUCAGAGACCCCAGCAGAGUGAUCCUGAACGAUGGAUCUUGCUGGACCAUCAUCGGUGUUGAGGCAGUGGAAUUCACCUUUAACCAGGGCCUGGCCUGCAUCCAGACACCAGUUAGUCCUUUUCCAGUUAUCACAGGGUUAGAGGUUAACGGUGGAGGACAUGUCGCCAUGCUGGAGAUCCACGGAGAAAACUUCAGUCCUCAUCUUAAAGUCUGGUUUGGCAACAAUGAGGCUGAGACAAUGUUCAAGUCCCCCAAAUCUCUGCUCUGCGUGGUUCCUGAUGUUUCUGUCUUCAGUGACGGCUGGCGUUGUCUACGACGCGUCAUCACCGUUCCUCUGUCGCUCAUCCGGCUGGACGGCCUGAUUUAUCGCACGACCUUCAGCUUCACCUACACCCCUGAACUCCAGCCGCCUCCGUCUAUCCGGGGAGCGGUGGGGGGAGGGAAGAGAGAAGGAGGGAUGGACGGAGGCCAGGAAGACAUCCUAUUAGAGACCAUCCAUCAGGAGUUCACCAGAGCCAACUUUCAUCUCUUCAUGCAGAGCAGCUAAUCUGUCCUCAGGAGACCUUUUAGACAGCAAUCACAGUCUGACCAUUUGCUUUUGGAUCAGUGUUGGUUCCAUGUCAUUCUGCUAUGUUCAAACUGAUACAAGACCAUAAUGUUCUCAGUUUAUUAUUCGCAAUUUUGAAAAUAAUUAUUCAGUAGAUUCACUGGAAAUGCUGUAAAGUCUGUUUAUUAUUACUGAGAUGAGAUAUUUUGUAAAUUUUGGGGAAAAAUAGGCCUAAGGAGGGUCAUACACUUCAAGGUUAUAUCUAGUUUACAUAUAAUUGUUUAGGGUCUCAUUUCCCAAAAAAGACAAACAUUCAAAUGUGUUUUUCCUUUAUAUGACGUGUAAUCAAGAAGGUUGUUGCUAGAGGUACGGACCCGUACCCGUAGCCUGUGGACUACGGAUACGGCACUUUCCGUUUGCCAAUCAGAUAUGCGAGAUCUGGUCACGUGACUCCCGGUAGACGCUAGCGGUACGGACCCGUAGCAUCGGUACUACAGGUACGGACCCUAACCCUAACCCUAACCUUAACCUUUGCUUACCUUUCAACAGUUUGCAGUGGUUAGCAGCUUCACGAGACUCGCGUACGGGUCCGUAUCUGUCUGGCAAAUGGAAAGUGCCGUAUCCAUAGGCCACAGGCUACGGGUACGGGUCCGUAUCUGUAGACACUACCAAUCAAGAAGUUCCAGGACUGUACCAGGAUCUAGUUAAAGAAAAACCACAUCUAAUCAGUCCCUCCAGGAUUUCGCAGGCAUUUUUCGAGAUUGUUGUGGCCUAAAAUGCUUGAAUUCGCAGCAGCUUUUCAAAA